This is a messenger RNA of Fundulus heteroclitus (mummichog), 5440 nucleotides long. It is a transcript of the gene atp8b2, whose product is annotated as ATPase phospholipid transporting 8B2. Lineage: Eukaryota; Metazoa; Chordata; Actinopteri; Cyprinodontiformes; Fundulidae. The transcript is spliced from 29 exons. Gene Ontology annotation, molecular function: ATP hydrolysis activity; ATPase-coupled intramembrane lipid carrier activity; magnesium ion binding. Gene Ontology annotation, cellular component: plasma membrane. The record is from RefSeq and is a predicted model, not a curated record. The coding region runs from base 550 to 4668 and encodes 1372 amino acids. Gene Ontology annotation, biological process: Golgi organization; phospholipid translocation.
UGGCUCCCAACUCAGUAUCAUCGCAGCGCAGUCAGUGAUUUCGGAGCCAAAAUGGCGCACGUCCCUCUUAAUCAGCGAUUUGCUCAGCUGUGGGAUCCCUGCAGUGGCGGUUUCCGUCGUAAUCGCAACUGGGUUACGUAAUGUCCCACGUUGGGCAGUGUUUAUGUUGUGGGUGAAAGUCGACGCGAGCCUCAACACGCAGGAGAAGCCUCUGCAACACAAAAUAGCGGACAAAAAAAUCACAGAGCCAGAGCCGAGGUACUGGUCAGGCUGCAUGUGGAUGUGUCGGUCAUUUUAGGAAAAGCAUGACCUCAUCGUUUGUGCAGACGGAGAGGGAGAAAUCCGAGCAGGGCGCGCUGCGUGCGUGAGCUCGAUCGCGCACUUCAAGAACGCAGAGAGGAGAGCGGAGACGCAGGGUGGGAUGGUCCGAGUCAACCAACUCUACUGAAGUUGGUUCGGAAGCUUCAUCGCCUCUUCCCCGCGAAGAUCUGAAGGUCACAUUUAUUCGCCAUAUGCGGCUGUAUCAGCGCUCUUCUGCAGCCAAAAAAGAUGACAGUGCUGAAAGAAAUCCCGGAGAAAUGGUUUCCAGUGGUUCUCCUCCCCACUCAGAAAAAGAAAAACGCAGGACUUGGGGGAGGAAAAUCGAAAAAGAAGCGGACAGAGGAGGAGAGAAAGGUCAAAGCCAAUGACAGAGAACACAAUGAAAAGUUUCAGUAUGCGAGUAACUGCAUCAUGACAUCAAAGUACAACAUCCUCACCUUCUUGCCUGUCAACUUGUUUGAGCAGUUCCAGGAAGUAGCCAACACUUACUUCCUUUUCCUGCUCAUUCUGCAGUUGAUACCUCAGAUCUCCUCCCUCUCCUGGUUCACUACCAUUGUGCCUUUGGCUCUGGUGCUGAGCAUCACUGCAGUGAAGGAUGCCACAGAUGACUAUUUUCGCCACAAGAGCGACAACCAAGUGAACAAUCGUCAGUCUCAGGUCCUCAUCCGAGGCUCGCUGCAGAAUGAAAAGUGGAUGAACGUUAAAGUGGGGGACAUCAUUAAACUAGAAAACAACCAGUUUGUGGCAGCCGACCUGCUACUGUUAUCGAGCACUGAACCUCACGGCCUGUGUUACAUCGAGACGGCCGAGCUUGACGGAGAGACCAAUAUGAAGGUGCGUCAGUCGGUGUCAGUGACGGCUGAGCUCGGUGAUCCGAACAACUUGGCGUUGUUUGACGGUGAAGUGGUGUGUGAGCCUCCCAACAACAAGCUGGAUCGCUUCUGUGGGACUCUGUACUGGCGAGACAAGAAAUACCCGCUGACCAACCAGAACAUGCUGCUGCGAGGCUGUGUCCUCCGCAACACCGAGGCCUGCUACGGCCUGGUCAUCUUUGCAGGUCCAGAUACCAAGCUAAUGCAGAACAGCGGUCGCACCAAGUUUAAACGUACGAGCAUUGAUCGUUUGAUGAACACUCUGGUCCUCUGGAUCUUUGGUUUCCUGGUGUGUAUGGGUCUGAUCCUGGCUGUGGGCAACGCUGUGUGGGAGAGAGAGGUGGGCUCCUUGUUUCAGAGCUACCUGCCCUGGGACCCUCCUGUGGACAACUUUAUGUUCUCUGCCUUCCUGUCCUUCUGGUCCUACGUCAUCAUUCUUAACACAGUCGUGCCUAUUUCUCUAUACGUCAGUGUGGAGGUGAUCAGGCUGGGUCACAGCUACUUCAUUAACUGGGACCGGCAGAUGUUUUGCUCAAGGUGUAACACAGCGGCUGAGGCCAGGACCACCACUCUCAAUGAGGAGCUGGGUCAGGUUGAAUACAUCUUCAGUGAUAAAACUGGAACUCUAACUCAGAACAUUAUGAGCUUUAAUAAGUGCUCCAUCAAUGGUCACACUUUUGGUGAAGUCAUGAAUACGCUGGGAAAACAGCCAAAGAGGCUAGAUUUCACUCCUUUCAACCCGCUGGCAGAUCCAGAUUUCUGUUUCUACGACGAAAAGCUGCUGGAAUCGGUGAAAGUGGGAGACUUGCACACGCAUGAGUUUUUCCGUCUGCUUUCUCUCUGUCACACCGUUAUGAGUGAGGAGAAGAGCGAGGGAGAGCUGGUCUAUAAGGCUCAGUCUCCAGACGAGGGCGCUCUGGUGACAGCCGCUCGAAACUUUGGAUUUGUGUUUCGCUCUCGAACGCCUGGGACAAUUACUACAACCGAGAUGGGUAGAACUGUCACCUACUCGCUGCUCGCCAUACUGGACUUCAACAACAUCCGCAAGAGGAUGUCUGUUAUAGUGCGUAACCCAGAAGGCAGGAUCCGUCUGUACUGCAAAGGUGCUGACACGGUACUUUUAGAGAGACUCCACCCUUGCAACCAGGAACUGAUGACCAUCACCUCAGACCACCUUAAUGAGUAUGCAGCUGAUGGGCUACGGACUCUAGCCCUGGCCUACAGGGACCUUUCUGAGCACGAGUGGGAGGCCUGGUCAGAGAGCCAACGCUGCGCAGAUAAGGCCACUGACUGCAGGGAGGACAGGCUGGCUGCAGCCUAUGACAAGAUAGAACAAGAUAUGAUUCUCCUAGGUGCCACAGCUAUUGAGGACAAGCUGCAGGAAGGGGUUCCAGAGACCAUUGCUCUCCUCUCUCUGGCCAACGUUAAGAUCUGGGUUCUGACUGGAGACAAGCAGGAGACAGCAGUCAACAUUGGCUACUCGUGUAAAAUGCUGACAGAUGAGAUGACUGAGGUGUUCAUCAUCAGUGGACACACUGUUCAGAGUGUACGGCAAGAACUCAGAAGGGCAAGGGAGAGGAUGAUUGAGCUGUCCCGUGCUAAAGAUGGAGGAAAGGAUGGAGGGAUGGAGGGCUGGGCCGAGGCAAGUUUCACACGUAACGGGUUGAAAGAUGGACAAGAAGGAGACGGUACAACAGGAGGAGGGUCGAAACAGCCGCAUUGCUCCUCUUUCCCCUCAUCUCCCUCUAGCGACAUGGACAACAUCUCUGGGGAGUUUGCCCUCAUUAUCAGCGGCCAUAGUUUGGCACAUGCGCUUGAGGCAGACAUGGAAGCUGAGUUUGUGUCGACAGCGUGUGCGUGCAAAGCAGUUAUCUGCUGCAGAGUCACUCCGCUGCAGAAAGCUCAGGUGGUGGAGCUCAUCAAGAAACAUAAGAAGGCCGUCACUCUGGCUAUAGGAGACGGCGCCAACGACGUCAGCAUGAUCAAAAGUGCUCAUAUUGGAGUUGGUAUCUCCGGUCAGGAGGGAAUCCAGGCCGUGCUUGCCAGCGACUACUCUUUCGCCCAGUUCCGCUUCCUCCAGCGUCUCCUGCUGGUCCACGGCCGCUGGUCCUACCUGCGCAUGUGCCGCUUCCUCUGCUACUUCUUCUACAAGAACUUCGCCUUCACCAUGGUGCACUUCUGGUUCGGCUUCUUCUGUGGCUUCUCUGCCCAGACGGUGUAUGAUCAGUACUUCAUCACACUCUACAACAUUGUGUACACCUCCCUCCCUGUGCUGGCCAUGGGGGUUUUUGACCAGGAUGUUCCAGAUCACAGAAGUCUGGAGUAUCCAAAGUUGUAUGAGCCCGGGCAACUCAACCUCCUCUUCAACAAGAAGGAGUUUUUCAUCUGCAUCGCCCAGGGCAUCUACACCUCAGUGGUGCUUUUCUUUGUGCCCUACGCCGUGCUGUCCAACGCCACUCAGAUUAACGGCGUGCCCCUCGCCGACUACCAGACGUUUGCAGUCACCACAGCGACAGCCCUUGUUAUAGUUGUCAGUGUACAGAUCGCUCUAGAUACCGGCUUCUGGACAGUCUUUAACCACAUGUUCGUUUGGGGCUCUGUGGGCUCCUAUUUCACCAUCAUGUUUGCGCUGCACAGUCAGACCCUCUUCAGGAUCUUUCCCAAUCAGUUCCGCUUCGUAGGUAGUGCCCACAACACACUAUUGCAGCCAGUUGUGUGGUUAACUAUUGCACUAGCGACAGCAAUAUGCGUAGUUCCAGUUUUGGCAUUCCGCUUCCUCAAGCUGGAUCUCAAGCCUCAGCUCUCAGACACGGUGCGUUACACUCAACUGGUGAGGCAGAAGAGGCGGAAACCAGCAGGCCGCACCAUCGGAGGGGCUUGGCGCGGCACAGGCAGUGUUUCUGAGGGACGUCUCGGCGCCCGAGGUGGUUCCAGGAGGUCAGGCUACGCCUUCUCCCAUCAGGAAGGCUUUGGCGAGUUGAUCACCUCGGGAAAAAACAUGAGACUCUCCUCCUUGGCGCUAGCAAACUUUGCUUCCAAACACAGCUCUAACUGGAUCGAAACGCUUCGAAGGAAGAAAAACACUCACACUCCCCCAAGCACAUCUGGGGAGUGCAGCCCAGCGCCCGGUAACAUGUCCGGGAUGGGUCCGGCUCUAUCAAACUCUUCUUCUGUUCUGGGUGGCUCCCAAGACACACCAAUCGAGGAGGAAACCGACACGGGAAUUAGAUUGUCUUCAUCGUCACAUCCAGCAGCCUUAGAACCAGCCGAACCUGGGGCCUCUGCUCAGGUCGCUAAUCCUGACAGCUCAGCAUCCGCUGCAGCCAGGACAGACUCACCUGGAGGCUGGGCACGCUCUCUGGAGACUGUGCAGGAAGCUCUGUUUGGUCGAAGGGGCUUUGCCAGUGCCUCCUGCAGCCAGAGCCCUCCAUGUAAUGCCAGAGAAACCCCCACAUUGAGUAAAGCUCAUGCAUGAGAUUGCAUUCUCCUCACAGACUGCAUGGAGUGUUUUUCUAAAUCCCUGCAAAGACAGAUUGUCAUAAAAACAUAACCAACAUGGAGCUCUUGUCUCAAAUUAUCCUACACGAGGAAGUGGCUAACUCUAUUGGCCUUGACCUUCCCGUCAGCGAUUCUGUGAUAUUAGAAUGAUAUCUAAAGUGUUUAAGAGUUGCAGCAGAUUUUAAAACUGAUGGCAAGACACCUAGCUAUUAAUCACGUUUCUCCUACAUACUUCACAUGCCCUGCCUUUAAAAGGAGUCGGUGAAUUAGUGAGAGGGAGAUGAGGUACUGGCGUUGCUAUCUGUAAAAGCUUUGUCUGUUGAAAACUCUGUUUAUUAAAGUUCUCAGUGAGAACGCUAUUUAAUUUAAACACAAGUCUGUUGCAACAUUUGUAUUAUUUUAUCAUACUGAUCUGCUUUUCUGUACCUAUUUUUUGCAUCAUAUUGAUGUGUUUUUAAAGGCCUGGUUGAGUUGCACCUCCAGUGAAGCAUUUAGUGCUUUGAUUUUAACAUUAGGCCUUGGUUUUGACAAAGGCUCAUUUUUUAUGUAUCUCUUAAUAAGCUAAAUGAAAAGGCAAACUCAUGACUGUUUCUGGGCAGAGUGCAAAAAUAGUUUUGUGAAGACAUAAGAAAAGCUGAAGCUGAUUUUAAAAAUCCUAUUUUUGUUGUAAACACACAAUCCUGUGAUUUUUUUUGUUUGUUUUUACUUGUAAAUAAAAAUGGAAAAUAAAAUGCCAAAUUCUGACCUGU